UUCACUCCACCUUCGCUUUGCUUAGCUAAUUAAACACAGCUAGCAGCACGGCGGAGAGCCCGCUCGGUUCUCUAGCAUCUCCGGUGAAGCAAGCAAGCAAACAAGAGUAGAGAGUGAUGGCGUCCCCUCCCCGCAUGGCCGCCGCGCCCGCCAUCCUCCUCCUCUUCCUGCUCCUACUCGUCGCCACAGAGAUGGGGACGACGAAGACGGCGGAGGCCCGGACGUGCGAGUCGCAGAGCCACAAGUUCAAGGGCGCCUGCUUCAGCGACACCAACUGCGCCAGCGUGUGCCGCACCGAGAACUUCCCCCGCGGCCAGUGCAACACGCACCACGUCGAGCGCAAGUGCUACUGCGAGCGGGACUGCUGAGCUAAUUCCGUCAGCGGAUGGAUGCUUGUUCGUGUGUUAGGAUGACCAGAAAUAAAAGUUGUGUUGCCUCUUCAUCUGCAUGCAUGCGUGUAUUUAGGUGAAGAUCGGUCCGGGAUGCAUGUGGCUUCUCUGUGUUGUGUUGGAUUCAGUUAGUGUUGGCUUAUCCAGAAAUAUGAGAGGGAGGGAUGCCUGAGCUCUCUCAGCGAUUAGAGCUUCUCGGCCGUC
Triticum dicoccoides is the source of this 593-nucleotide messenger RNA. RefSeq names its product defensin Tm-AMP-D1.2-like. The record is from RefSeq and is a predicted model, not a curated record. The transcript is spliced from 2 exons. Lineage: Eukaryota; Viridiplantae; Streptophyta; Magnoliopsida; Poales; Poaceae. Gene Ontology annotation, biological process: defense response. The coding region runs from base 117 to 368 and encodes 83 amino acids.